Thermothelomyces thermophilus ATCC 42464 is the source of this 2215-nucleotide messenger RNA. RefSeq lists its product as uncharacterized. Lineage: Eukaryota; Fungi; Ascomycota; Sordariomycetes; Sordariales; Chaetomiaceae. Bases 172 to 1983 code for a protein of 603 amino acids. Gene Ontology annotation, biological process: transmembrane transport. The transcript has 3 exons. The record is from RefSeq and is a predicted model, not a curated record. Gene Ontology annotation, molecular function: transmembrane transporter activity.
UAGUGACUCGGGCUCCAGCAAUAUAUAAUAUAUAUAUAUAAUAUAAAGGCGCUGAACUGGCCUCCUGUCGCACUCCAUCCUCACCCCUCUCUGGCCGACAUCCCCAUCAUCACUUUUGACGAGGUUCGGCAGUCCAGUCCACAGCUCACAUCUAUCUAGAAGACCCGGAAGAUGCUCGACAAGGACAACAUGACCACCGACACGGAGGCCGACAAGGCCACUCCCCCGGGGGCGCAGUCGCCCAAGGUAAGAGAAGAAGAGACGGCCGGCGACGGGGGUAAGGGUAAGGAUGGCGACGACCCCUUCGGGGCCGCCAAGGCCGGGCGCGACAACGCCGAUGUGGUCUACCCGACCGGCAUCCGGCUGUUCCUCAUCAUCGGCUCGCUCUGCCUGGCCGUCUUCCUCGUCGCCCUGGACCAGACCAUCAUCGCGCCCGCCCUGGGCGCCAUCACGGACGAGUUCGGCUCGGUCAAGGACAUCGGCUGGUACGGCGCCGCCUACCUGCUGAGCACCACGGCGCUGCAGCCCGUGUACGGGUCCAUCUACCGCAUGUUCAGCGUCAAGUGGACCUACCUGACCGCCGUCUUCGUCUUCGAGGUCGGCAGCCUGGUGUGCGCCCUCGCGCCCUCGAGCAACGCCUUCAUCGCCGGCCGCGCCAUCGCCGGCCUCGGCACCGCCGGCCUCUUCUCCGGCGGCGUCGUCAUCCUGUCCUACACCCUGCCCCUGCGCCAGCGCCCCGUCGCCUUCGGCCUCAUCGGCGCCAUGUGGGGGAUCGCCAGCGUCGCCGGUCCCCUCCUCGGCGGCGCCUUCACCGACCACGUCACCUGGCGCUGGUGCUUCUACAUCAACCUGCCCAUCGGCGGCGCCGCCAUGCUCGCCAUCUUCACCUUCCUCCGCAUCAAGCAGGCCGCCGACGAGCAGGGGUUGCCCACCAACCCUCCUCCCCGCCCGACCCUGGUCCGGCGCAUCCUCCGCCUCGACCUGCUCGGCACCCUCAUGCUCGUCUCCUUCAUCGUCUGCCUGCUGCUGGCCCUGCAGUGGGGAGGCACCGAGUACGCGUGGGACAGCUCGGUCGUCAUCGGCCUCUUUGUCGGCUUCGCCCUCAUGGCCAUCAUCUUCGCCGCCAUCCAGAUCUGGAGGGGCGACCGGGGCACCCUACCGCCCCGCCUCUUCAAGAACAAGGACGUCGUCUGCGCCAUGUUCUUUUCCUUCUUCUUUGGCGCCGGCUUCUUCCCCUUGGUCUAUUAUCUAUCCUUGUAUUUCCAGGCCAUCCAGGGCGACUCCGCCGUCACGGCCGGCAUCAAGCUGCUCCCGCUGCUCAUCUCGGUCGUCGUCACCUCGGUCUCCGCGGGCGGCCUGAUCACGGCCGUCGGGUACUACAACCCCUUCGUCCUGCCCUGCAUGGUCCUCUUCACCGUCGGCGCCGGCAUGAUCACGACCUUUGAUCUCGACAGCCCGCUGCGCGUCUGGUUCGGCUACCAAGUCAUUGCCGGCCUCGGCAUCGGCAUCGGCUUCCAGACGGGCGCGCUGGUGGUGCAGAACAGCGUGUCGCACGAGUGGAUCCCGCAGGCGACGGCGUGCGUGCAGUUCUUCCAGGCGAUGGGCGGCGCCGUCUUCAUCGCCGUCGCCCAGGCCGUCUUCCAGAACGGCCUGGCCGACGAGAUGGAGCGCACCGUCCCCGGCCUGCCGCCCCAGGUCCUGAUCCACAGCGGCGCCUCCGAGAUCCCCCGCGUGCUCGAGCGCAUGCACGCCUCGCGAUACCUGACCGCCGUCCUGACCGCCUACAUGCACGGCCUGCGCAACACCUACUACAUCACCGUCGCCUGCGCCGGCGCCGCCUUCCUCGCCGCCUGCGGCCUGAGCUGGAAGAAGAUCCAGAAGCGCCGGCCCGCCCCCGCCGCCGCCCCCGCCGAGGGGGAGGCUGAGGAAGGGGAGGCCAAGGGCGUUGAUGUUACUAAUAACGGCUCGGAGAGCGCAAACUAAGACCUGUGAACCCUUGUUUUGAUUUUGCCACACACGCGUAUUAUAGGUAUUGGUAUAUAAUUAUCCCAUUCCGGUGUGGGCAAGAGGAGUUGGGGCUUCCUUGUCUGGGAAGAAAAGGAUCUUGCAUAAUUUUGUUUUUUGUUUGUUUAGAGUAGAACUAGAUACCCCCCCACUCUAGGCGCUUUUUCCUCUUUUGCAGAAUAGAAGCUCAAUAGUAGCUCGUGGGGGGUCG